Molecule: messenger RNA, 3004 nt
Organism: Physella acuta
Lineage: Eukaryota; Metazoa; Mollusca; Gastropoda; Physidae
Source: RefSeq, a predicted model, not a curated record
CUAACACUGCUGACGACGUGUCGCACAGGACAAAGUUGUGAGAUGACCUCCCCUGUGGCCCAACCCACGGUGUUUAAGAAACACGCCCCUGUCUUCAUCGCCGUCAUCAUCCUCUGCUCCGUGUGUCUGCUGCUCAUCGUCAUCGGGCUGGCGUGGGCCAGGUUCUGGAGGCGUGGCACCUACAAGGCCGGCGGCGAGAAUGUGGAACAGCGAGUGGUGGCCAACGACCGGCCCUACUACAACGCCACCCCCAGCCCGUUCACAGACGAGCAAAUCAUGAAGGACGAGGUGGCCGAGCCCAGCACGAAACAACCGGACACGCCCAUGCGAGACGACGAGAUGAACGGAAACGGCGACAGCACUUGGGUCAUCCCCCUUGACGACGCCCCGGUGACCUACAACAUGGAGGACACGAAGCUCUGACGCAUGCGUGAAGCGUCGUGUUAUUUUUAGUUCCAGUGUGAGACAAUCCUAGUACUGUUAAAGGGGAACUACUCUAAGUAAAAAUGCAGUAUCGGAAAUGUUUAAUUUCGUAUACAUUUUUAGACUUUUCAGUAUACACCGACACCAAAAGUCAUCUCACGUUAUAUUCUGAUCCAUUUAUGUAUGAAAAAAAUAAUUAGAGACUGCUGCCUUAUAAAAAAUUUCAGUUCAAUGCGACAAAACAAAAGAAAAUAGAUGUGUAUAAGAAAAUGAACAAUGCCCACGGCGUUCAGUUAAAACUGUACCGGGUAUUUAACGAAAGUAAAACAAGACAAAACUAAGGCUAAAUAAAGGGAAGUAAGCAAGUAACACUCAAGUGAAAAAAAAAAUACAUCGAAUAUACAUCGAAUACUUUUAUUUUAUGUAACGUUAACAUUAUAAUUUCAAUUAGUUAUUUUUUUUAAUUACAGUAUAAACAAAAUGAGACAUAAAAUAUGCAAUUUGCAAGAGGUGUAUGUAUGUAUGUGUGUGUAUAGCAUUCAAUUUUUAAACUACUUUUGAAUAUAUUGUGUGAGACUGGCGGAAUAUUUUGAGUUUACACAUCAGAAUUUUUUGUAUAAAUUGUGUCAGGUGGUUCCCGAUAUGUUCGUCACGAAGCAGCUACACAGCCAGUGGUUGAAGCUACACAGUGGUAGCUAGGUGUGGGAGUGGAAGAAUUGAUGCCUUCUCUGGAGAUCUUUUAAAAUAGUUUUUUUUUUAGCUGCUGGUACUUGUUACGGUAAAACUUUUAAAAUUACUGUAUUAAUUAAUUAAUUAUUGUAAUUUGUAAAGCUAUCACACACAUGUAUUUUUGUGUGAGUGUAAUUAAUAUAUUGAUUGUACUGAUUUAACUAAUGCUUUUUUUUUUGUUAAAAUAUUGUACUUUUCCUUAAACUAAGACUUGCGAAUUGCUGGAUAUUUUUGUUUAAUACUUAAUGCUUAAUGUUGUUGGUCAAAUAAGUCGUGCAUAAAUGAUAUAAAACUUUGAGUUUUGGUUGCCCUACCCGAAAAUACUUCACGCCUCAGCUCGACACGCCCCCCCCCCCCCCCACUCCACUUUUAUUAACUGCAAUGUAUUCCCAGUUAAUUCUUCUUAAAAUAUAAACAGAGCUGUACGAGGGUUAUGUACAUUGAUUAAGAAGUUGAGCUACAACUUACAAAAGAAAAAUCUAAAAUAACUUCUAAUAACAUUGUGACGUUAUAAUCUAUCUUUGACACCCCCCUUCUACACUAAUCUAGUUGCACGUCUGAUUCUCCUCAUGACUAUGACGUCAUUGUUGGGCGGUUCCACAAAAGUUUCCAACGGCCAUCCAACCAAAGAAUGAAACUCGUGUAAAUAUUAUUGUAUAUGUAAUCACCCACUCACCAGUUUUAAAUGUGUAUUCAUGUAAUGAAUUCGACACCACGUAAGAGUGUGUCAGUGUGUGUGUGUGUGUGUGUGUGUGUGCGUGUGACGUAUGACAUCCGGGGUCUGGAUCUGCAGACGCCUACGUCACUGGUCAAGUGAUGUUUUUUGUUUAUAUUUAUACACAAAAAGCCUUAAUUAAUAAGCUGAUAAAAAAGCCUUAAUUAAUAAUGACCUGCCUUUAUUAAGUUGAUUUACUUUAAUGAAUUUCUUCAGUAUUAAUGUAUUUAAUAGCCUUAAUUUUUUAUAAUAUUAUUAUAUUGAAAUAUGCGUGUGUGUGUGUAUGUUAGAUACGCUGUAAAAAAUGUGCGAACAUUAUCAUAACAUGAGUUAACAUUAUCAAAUUAAAUUGCAUUUAUUUUACAAAUUAAUUUAAACAUUACUUGCCACAUUAAUUAAUUGUUUAUGUACAACAUCUUCUUAAAAUAAGUCUAAAAACUAAAAACCUGUCGGUAUAAAUUUCUAUUUAAAAAAUGUCAACUGAAUCUUCUUUUGGUAAAAAAUUGAUUUCUUUAAAUUAAAAAAGAUCCAGAUGAUGUAUUAUUAUUUUUGUUUUCACAGUUAGCUUUACAAAGUAUGGAAGCCCAAAAUGGUCAAGUUAUUUAUUUUAUGAACGUGGUAUCGACUCGUUAUAUUCUAUUGCGUGAUGUUAAUAAUGAGUUUGUUAUUUAAAUGUGUUUACUACAUGAUACUUCCAUAUAUGACAGAAUAAAUGGGAGAGGAAGGAUCUGUAUUUAGACUGUUUGUUAUAUUGUAUGUAAAAAAAAGUAAAAUUAUGGAGUUUUAUGUAUGCGGUUUAUAUACGUAUAGUUUUAACAUAUUUUCUAUUCAUGCUUUGUGAAUAAAAGUUUUGAGAGUUUAAGAUCUUGUCAUGUUUUCAUCUGACAUAUUGUUCAUUCAAUCAGGUUUGUAAACUGUCGUGGUUCAUUGUUCAUUCAAUCAGGUUUGUGAACGGUCGUAUUUCUUUUGGUAGCUUGCAAGGUGACAAAGCACAAAGCCAGACAUGAGCAGGUGAGGUAGAGUUCGUGUGUAAGCAGUCUAUCACUAGCACAUACUACCCUAAAUAAGAAACGUAUGUGUUCUAUAAGCACACACAAUAUGCUACAUUGUAACCUUAAUAUAUGUGUGUUUGUAUAA